AUGAGCCCGCCUGUGUCGACCCUGACCGGGGAAGUUCCGGAUACGUCCGACGCACCCUCGGCGGCUGUUGACACAGGACCAUUGGAGUAUCAACAGGAAAGUACCUUUAACAUCCCCAUUAGCAUUCCAUUUACGCAUUCAACAUCCAUCUCAGGACAACCAGACAUAAAUCCAGAAAAUCCACCAACACAGCAAUCCCAAACGACGGGAACCACGACCGCCUCCAGCGCCCCGCAUCUUGCCGGGCCCCAGAGUAGGCGAUCUUCCCGCCUGAUCUCAAAAAUGACACCAGUACCAGGAAAACCAAGCGAACAACUCCACUGCAAUGAGAACCGGUUCAGGUCUCCCGAUAUCUCCGCACCUGGCGGACCACCGGGAAGAACUCUCAGCCGGGAAACUCCCACUCACCAACAGCAACGAGUACGACGAGACCUCAGUCCGGUUCCCGGUUGCUCUUGGCAUCCGGUACGUUUUAAACCAUCCAGGAAUCCAGUAGUCACCAAUCGUGACGCCCACUUCCCCGUGCCGGCCCUGACCGGGGACGUUCCGCCUUAUAGCGAUGCUCCCCCGGCGGCUGCUGGUGCGGGAGGCCCGGGCACAUCCCGGGUAAGUUCAUAUCACCAUUCCAACCGACAAGAACAAUUCAGCGCCACAAACUCUUUUUCAAGGAAUGAUCGAACUUCCGACGUUGCGCUGACCACUCGCUUUAGAAAACGAUACCAAAACCUACCCGCAACGCAACGCACAAAAACCACCGACACAACGCCUGUGGACCCCUUGCCAUACCUCCCGCGGUCAUUGGAAGGGACGUACGCCAGACCACCCAUCAACAACUGCAACAAAAACUACCCCCUCAACACCAACAAAGCGCACGAAACCGAUAGCUUCCUGUCAAGGAAGAAAGCCUCUUCCCCUGCACCAGCCCUGUCCGCGGACGUACCGGCCCUCACCGACGAGCCUUCGGCGGCUGCUGGUGCAGGGGGCCCGGCUACCCCCCGGGUAAGUACCAUCUCUCGUUGCUUCUCGCCCGAACAAUCGUACGGCCCUGAACCUCUUCCAGACUGCAUACCAUCGAGCCCGCCCAGCCACCGAUCACACAGCAACAACAGUUCCAGCGAAGAGACUCUGAGUGCCUCCGCCAACCACCACAACACUCCUCCCUCACGAGAUGCUCCUCAAAACCCAGUCGCCCACCGUCACAGUAGAACGGCGCUACAAAAACACCCGGAAAACUGUACACUCGCAGUCCAGUGGAAUCUAAACAGCCUCCGAGCCAACCUUGGAGAAGUACAAAUUAUCGUCGCACGAACGGAACCCAUCUGCCUGGCCUUACAGGAAACUCACCUAAGGGACAACAACAACCUCGCCUCUUGGUUUAGCCACCGAUAUACAUGGGAUACCGCAAGAGGAUCCAACAUUUACCAAACUAUCGCACUCGGAAUCAGAGCCGACAUCCCGUCCGAAACCAUCCAGCUCAACACCGAACUAAUCGCAGUAGCGCAUAGAAUCCUCUUCCCGGCGAAAUGCACAAUCGUCUCCAUCUACAUCCCACAAGAAGUCAACGACGUCGGGAAUAAACUCCGGAAUCUAGUCAGACAACUGCCAACCCCAUUCUUAAUAAUGGGAGAUCUCAACGCACACCAUACCAUGUGGGGCUCCUCGAAGUGCUGCCAUAGGGGCAACGCCAUCGCCAAAGUGGUGGAGGAAACCAACGCCAUCACCUUGAACGACGGAAGCAUUACUUUCCUCAGGGGUCGAGCUUCAUCUGCCCUUGACGUGACGAUGUGUUCCAGCUCGAUUGCAAGUUCCUGCGGUUGGGCAGUACUGCCAGAUCCAGGGAACAGUGAUCACUUCCCAAUUUCAAUAUCUUACGGUCGCUCACUCCCAACCACAUCCCGACGCAGGCGUUGGAUCUUCGAACAAGCGGACUGGUCUGUAUAUGAAGAAAGGAUACUGGAUGCAAUUGAUCGCGAUCGACAAUACUCGCCAGAGGAGCUAGCAGAAAUUAUGUCCGAGGCCGCAACACCAUGCAUCCCACGAACAAAAGGUACCCCACCAAAACGUAGUGUCCAUUGGUGGAACCCUGAAGUCGCCAACAUCCUGAGAUCAAGGCGGAAAGCUCUUCGUGCCCUGAAGAGAACCACACCCAAUAACCCUCAAUGGGAAGUACUCGCAGCAAAUUUCCGCCAUCUAAGAACCACCGCAAGAAAAGCAGUAGAAGAAGCGAAAUCAGCGAGCUGGUCUCGCUUCCUGGACGGUAUCAACGCAGACUCCUCUACAGCUGAAUUGUGGCGAAGAAUCAACGCCCUCAACGGAAAACGCAGACAAAGAGGCUUCACACUUUCCCUAAACGGCACCGCAAUAGUAAACCCGGGAGAAAUAGCCAACGAAAUUGGAAGAUACUUCGAGUCACUAUCAUCUAACGAUUCACGUCCCACCAACUUCUCAAAACGAAAAGAAACCCUCGAACUCUCGCCAAUCACUUUCAUCCCUGACUCGAGCCACACAUAUAACCGGCCUUUCUCCACCAAUGAACUGGCGACAGCUUUAGGCCGCACCCAUGGAAAAUCCACCGGCCUCGACGACAUUGGGUACCCCAUGAUCAAACAUCUACCCCCAACUGGAAAAAGAGCGCUCUUAGAAGCAUUCAACAGGAUCUGGGAAGGCGGGCCCUACCCAGACAGCUGGCGGACCGCACUGAUAAUACCGAUCCCCAAAAGGAACCAGGGAAGCAGAUCUCCCAGUGACUUCAGGCCAAUAAGCCUACUCUCCUGUGUAGCCAAGACAUUCGAAAGACUGGUCAACCGACGACUCACAAGUGUAUUAGAGGAAGGAAACCUGCUGGACCGCAGACAAUUUGCGUUCCGAAAAGGACUCGGUACCGGAGUACACCUAGGGACAUUUGGAGAAAUCAUCAACGACGCACUGGCCGACGGGUUGCACGCUGAUAUUGCCAUACUCGAUGUGGCUAAAGCAUACAACACCGUAUGGAGGGAAGGCAUACUUCGACAACUACACCAGUGGGGGAUCCGGGGGAAUCUUGGCGCUAUCCUCCGGCAAUACCUUUCAAACCGAAGUUUCAGAGUCGGCAUAGGCGGUACACUCUCUGAUCUCUACAAAGAAAGUAACGGCGUACCCCAAGGAUCUGUAUUGGCUGCGACACUGUUCCUGGUCGGAAUGAACACAGUCUUCGACUCCCUACCCAAAGGAGUAUACAUCCUGGUCUACGCAGAUGACAUCAUCCUCAUAGUCGUUGGAAAAAGUCUCGCCAUAAUCCAAAGAAAACUCCAAGCAGCAGUUAGCGCGGUCGGACGUUGGGCGAAUUCCGUAGGCUUCAGCCUAUCCGCCCAAAAAAGUGCUAUCGCACACUGUUGCGGUUCUCACCACAUCGCAACUGGCCGACCAGUGACACUAAACGGCAACAUCAUCCCAUUCCGGAAGGAACCGCGAAUACUAGGAAUAGUGAUCGACAGGAAAAUGACCCUACUUCCACACUUCCGCCAACUCAAAAAAGAUUGUGAAAGUAGAAAGAGAUUAGUACGAGCCAUCAGCAACCGACACACCAGAUGCAACCGCAGAACGGCCCUCAACGUCAGCCAAGCCCUCAUCAACAGCCGCAUUUUCUACGGACUGGAACUAACCUGCCGGAACAUCGACGGACUCAUCUCCAUCCUUGCACCAUUGUACAACGGGGCGGUAAGACUCGCUUCAGGCCUGCUUCCCAGCACCCCAGCAGAAGCUGCCUGCGUCGAGGCUGGAAUACUCCCCUUCCGGUGGGAGGCUGCCGUCGCGGCACUUAAAAGAGCACUACUCUACUUAGAGAAAACAUCUGGCAACGACUGCUCCAUCCUCAACACUGCGAGAGACAUCCACGCCAACUACACCAGUGAACCCCUACCGAAAAUCGCUCGGCUACAUCGGGUCUGGGACCGACCAUGGUAUGACAGAGGUCCCAACAUAGACACCAGCUUAAGUCGGAAAAUCAAAGCAGGUGACCCCACAAAACUCGCGCGGAUCGAGUUCAACAAACUUGUCAACCAGAAGUACAACAAUCACCUACAUCUAUUCACCGACGGUUCCAAGCUAAACGAGGAAGUAGGAGCAGGAGUAAGCGGAAUCAGAGCUGGUCUAUCGCUUCGCUUGGCAGCUUCUUGCUCUGUCUUCUCAGCUGAAGCAGCUGCAAUCUUCACCGCAAUCACCCAAAAACCCAUCGAUACACCUACGGCUGUAUUUUCGGACUCCCUUUCGGUCCUAACUGCGCUCGAGACUGGAACCUCCAAACACCCGUACGUGCAAGCAAUAGAAGCUAACUGCGACACCCUCACUACAUUAGUGUGGGUCCCCGGCCACAGCGACAUUAAGGGCAACUGCGAGGCAGACCGCCUGGCAGCCAUCGGACGUAAAGCCCGCACCAUGAUCUCCCAAGAAGUUCCUACCUGCGACAUCAUCAGAGCAUUCAAACAGAAAGUAGAAAUCGAAUUCACCAGCCUACCACGAUGGUUUCUCGCAUCGCAAGAGACACUGAGAGUCGAGCUGGCUUCCGAUGAACCGUACAGCCCCUGUCUCCGGGGUUUCCGUGAACUCGAUGAGUGCACACCUCACGCGUAA
This is a messenger RNA of Topomyia yanbarensis, 4608 nucleotides long. RefSeq lists its product as uncharacterized. The record is from RefSeq and is a predicted model, not a curated record. Gene Ontology annotation, molecular function: RNA-DNA hybrid ribonuclease activity; nucleic acid binding. Lineage: Eukaryota; Metazoa; Arthropoda; Insecta; Diptera; Culicidae. The transcript is spliced from 3 exons. The coding region runs from base 1 to 4608 and encodes 1535 amino acids.